This is a messenger RNA of Aplosporella prunicola CBS 121167, 1515 nucleotides long. RefSeq lists its product as uncharacterized. Gene Ontology annotation, molecular function: monooxygenase activity; oxidoreductase activity, acting on paired donors, with incorporation or reduction of molecular oxygen; iron ion binding. Bases 1 to 1515 code for a protein of 504 amino acids. The record is from RefSeq and is a predicted model, not a curated record. NCBI's taxonomy places the organism in Eukaryota, Fungi, Ascomycota, Dothideomycetes, Botryosphaeriales, Aplosporellaceae. The transcript is spliced from 4 exons.
AUGGGCCUCGUCGAAGCCCUCUUCACGCCUUAUGCCCUGCUAGCCGUGCCCGUCCUUUACUACCUCCUGCCGUAUCUUCGCAACUGGUCCAUCCGCGACAUCCCCGGCCCUUUUCCCGCGCAGUUCACGAACCUGUGGCUGCUGUUCCAGUGCCGCAAGGGACGGCGCUACCUCGCCGUCAACGAGGCGCACGAGAAAUACGGCAAGCUGGUGCGCAUCCAGCCGCACCACGUGUCGGUCGCGGACGCGGACGCCAUCCCCGCCAUCUACGGGCACGGCAAUGGGUUUCUGAAGAGCGAGUACUACGACGCCUUCGUCUCGAUCCAGCGCGGCCUGUUCAACACGCGCGACCGCGCCGAGCACACGCGCAAGCGCAAGACGGUCGCCCACACGUUUAGCGCAAAGUCCAUUGGCCAGUUCGAGCAGUACAUGCACCAUAACCUCGAGCAGCUGGUGCUGCAGUGGGACCGCAUGGCGGGCUCGGUGUCCAGCGGAUAUGCGGGCUUGGACGCCCUGCACUGGUUCAACUACCUCGCUUUUGAUAUUAUUGGCGAUCUCGCGUUUGGUGCCCCCUUUGGCAUGCUCAAGGAAGGCCGCGAUAUGGCGGAGGUCAGGGAGACGCCGGAUAGCCCGCCCAAGUUCGCGCCGGCUAUUGAGGUCUUGAACCGCAGGGGCGAGGUUUCGGGAACCAUUGGCUGCCUGCCCCAGAUCAAGCCGUACGCAAAGUACUUCCCCGACCCGUUCUUCUCCAAGGGCAUGCAGGCCGUGGAAAACCUGGCCGGUAUUGCCGUCGCACGCGUUAACCAGCGUCUGGCCAAUGCGGAUAAGGUUGACCGUGUGGACCUGCUUGCGCGCCUCAUGGAGGGCAAGGAUGAGAAGGGCGAGAAGCUGGGCCGCCAGGAACUCACCGCUGAAGCUCUGACGCAGCUCAUUGCCGGCUCGGACACGACCAGCAACACCAGCUGCGCGCUGCUGUUCCACUGCUUGAAGAACCCGCAUGUGGUCAAGAAGUUGCAGCAGGAGCUGGACGCAGCGAUUCCUGACAUCGACACGGUGCCCGAGUUUGCGCAGGUCAGGGACCUGCCCUACCUCGACGCCGUCAUCAAAGAAACCAUGCGCAUCCACAGCACCUCGUCCCUCGGGCUCCCACGCAUAGUCACCACCGCAGCGGGCAUCGAGCUCCGCGGCCACCAUUUCCCCCAAGGCACGGUGCUGUCGGUGCCCGCGUACACGAUCCACCACAGCAAGGAGAUCUGGGGCCCCGACGCCGACGACUUCCGCCCCGAGCGCUGGGAGAAGGUGUCGGAGACGCAGAAGGCGGCGUUUAUACCGUUUAGCUUUGGGCCGCGCGCGUGCGUGGGCCGCAAUGUGGCCGAGAUGGAGCUCGCGCUUAUUGUGAGCACCGUGUUUAGACGCUAUGAUUUUGAGCUGAGGCAGAGCGUGUUGGAGACGAGAGAGGGCUUUUUGAGGAAGCCGUUGGGGUUGGAUGUCGGGAUGCGGAAGAGGGCGGUUUGA